Messenger RNA from Chlorocebus sabaeus (green monkey), 4312 nucleotides. The record is from RefSeq and is a predicted model, not a curated record. Lineage: Eukaryota; Metazoa; Chordata; Mammalia; Primates; Cercopithecidae.
UCUGUACGGCCCAGAGGCAGCCCGAGCAGUCGCCGGGUCGGUAGAGGUGCUGACAGGGCGGAGCCGCCGCUUGGCUCAGCCGGCCUCACUCCUCCCGCCCGGGACAGGUGGCUGGAGCGCGCCCCGCCUCCGCCAGCUGCGAGUGGGAGCCAGGGAGGGCCGGUCCCGGACGGUCGCCGCCAGCUGCGAGUGGGAGUGAGCAAGGGCUAGUCCUGGACCGCCGGGCCAGGGGUCCGGCGGCAGCAGACGGGUACCCUGGCGGCCAAAAAAAUGCUCCUGUACCGAGGGGCCCCCGCCGGUCCUGGCGCGCCGGGCUGCGGGCUGGCCCGGCCCGGCGGCGGCCCGCAGGCCUUCGGGAUCCGCCUGAGCACGAUGAGCCCCCGCUACCUCCAGAGCAACUCCAGCAGCCACACGCGACCCUUCAGUGCCAUCGCGGAGCUGCUAGAUAAUGCUGUAGAUCCAGAUGUAUCUGCCAGGACGGUCUUUAUAGAUGUUGAGGAGGUCAAGAAUAAAUCUUGUUUGACCUUUACCGAUGAUGGAUGUGGGAUGACACCUCAUAAACUACACCGAAUGCUCAGCUUUGGCUUUACAGAUAAAGUAAUAAAGAAGAGCCAGUGUCCCAUUGGGGUCUUUGGUAAUGGUUUCAAGUCAGGCUCCAUGCGGCUAGGAAAGGACGCCCUUGUCUUCACCAAGAAUGGGGGUACUCUCACUGUUGGACUUCUGUCACAGACCUAUCUGGAAUGUGUCCAGGCCCAGGCAGUUAUUGUACCAAUUGUUCCAUUCAACCAGCAAAACAAAAAAAUGAUUGUUACCGAGGAUUCAUUGCCCAGCCUAGAAGCCAUCUUGAACUAUUCCAUUUUCAACAGUGAAAAUGACCUGCUGGCCCAGUUUGAUGCCAUCCCAGGCAAAAAAGGCACUCGUGUUCUCAUUUGGAACAUCCGCAGUGCAUUUUUUGUCCUUUGGAGCCAGUUUUUGUUAGAUUGGUACUUGUCUGUUUUCCCCAGAAAUAAAAAUGGAAAAUCUGAGUUGGACUUUGAUACAGAUCAAUAUGACAUCCUGGUAUCAGACUUUGACACAGAAGAAAAAAUGACUGGCGGUAUUACCUCUGAGCUGCCAGAAACAGAAUAUUCUUUAAGGGCAUUUUGUGGUAUUCUAUACAUGAAGCCACGGAUGAAAAUUUUUCUGCGUCAAAAGAAGGUGACUACCCAGAUGAUUGCCAAGAGCCUGGCCAAUGUAGAAUAUGAUACAUAUAAACCUACCUUCACAAAUAAGCAGGUGAGAAUCACCUUUGGGUUCUCUUGCAAGAAUAGUAACCAGUUUGGAAUAAUGAUGUAUCAUAACAACCGACUCAUAAAAUCCUUUGAGAAGGUGGGGUGCCAGGUGAAGCCAACUCGUGGAGAAGGUGUAGGAGUAAUUGGAGUCAUUGAGUGCAAUUUCCUAAAACCUGCCUACAACAAACAAGACUUUGAGUAUACCAAGGAGUACCGGUUAACAAUAAAUGCCCUUGCCCAGAAGCUCAAUUCUUACUGGAAGGAAAAAACAUCUCAAUAUAAUUUUGAGACCUCAGCUGUAGCCAGGCCAAUACCGAGGGUUCCUGACCAGACAUGGGUUCAGUGUGAUGAGUGUCUUAAAUGGAGGAAGCUUCCUGGCAAGAUUGAUCCAUCCAUGUUACCUGCAAGAUGGUUUUGUUAUUAUAAUUCCCAUCCAAAGUACAGGAGAUGCUCUGUUCCAGAGGAACACGAACUCACUGACGAAGACCUGUGCUUGAGCAAAGCUAAGAAACAAGAACAAACUGUUGAGGAGAAGAAGAAGAUGCCUACGGAAAAUGAGAACCACCAGGUAUUCAGUAAUCCACCAAAGAUCCUUACUAUUCAAGAAAUGGCUGGAUUGAAUAACAAGACAAUUGGAUAUGAGGGAAUUCAUAGCCCUAGUGUGCUUCCAUCUGGUGGAGAAGAAAGCAGAUCACCUUCUCUUCAACUUAAGCCUCUGGAUUCCAGUGUUUUUCAGUUUUCCAGUAAGUACAAAUGGAUCCUAGGUGAAGAACCAGUAGAGAAACGAAGAAGGCUCCAGAAUGAGAUGACAACACCUUCUCUAGAUUAUUCCAUGCCUGCUCCUUACAGGAGGGUAGAGGCACCUGUUGCCUACCCAGAAGGGGAGAACAGCCAUGAUAAAUCGAGUUCUGAGAGAAGUACACCACCAUACCUUUUCCCAGAAUAUCCAGAAGCAAGCAAGAAUACAGGUCAGAAUAGGGAGGUUUCAAUUCUGUAUCCUGGGACCAAAGACCAACGCCAGGGGUCCCUGCUUCCUGAAGAAUUAGAAGAUCAGAUGCCAAGAUUGGUGGCAGAAGAAUCUAACAGAAGUAGCACAAGCAUAAACAAAGAGGAAGUGAACAAGGGACCUUUUGUAGCUGUUGUUGGUGUUGCCAAAGGUGUUAGAGAUUCAGGAGCUCCCAUUCAGCUGAUCCCUUUUAACAGAGAGGAGCUUGCUGAGAGACGAAAAGCAGUUGAAUCCUGGAACCCAGUGCCUUAUUCUGUGGCCUCUGCUGCAAUCCCUGCUGCAGCCAUUGGGGAGAAAGGAAGAGGCUAUGAGGAGAAUGAAGGUCGUAAUACACCAAAGAUGAAGAACCAGAGAGAGCUGGAAGAAUUGAAGAGAACCACAGAAAAAUUGGAACGUGUUUUGGCUGAAAGGAAUUUGUUCCAGCAAAAGGUGGAGGAGCUGGAACAGGAGAGGAAUCACUGGCAGUCUGAAUUCAAGAAAGUCCAACAUGAAUUGGUGAUCUACAGUACCCAGGAGGCGGAAGGCUUGUACUGGAGCAAGAAACACAUGGGUUAUCGCCAAGCUGAAUUCCAGAUUCUGAAAGCUGAGCUGGAAAGAACCAAAGAGGAAAAGGAAGAGUUAAAAGAGAAAUUGAAGGAAGCAGAGACACACCUGGAAAUGCUGCAGAAGGCUCAGGUCUCCUACCGGACCCCAGAGGGAGAUGACCUAGAAAGGGCUUUGGCAAAGCUUACGCGGCUACGUAUCCACGUCAGCUAUCUCCUUACUUCUGUCCUCCCUCACUUGGAGCUUCGUGAGAUCGGGUAUGACUCAGAACAAGUGGAUGGGAUCCUGUACACGGUGCUGGAGGCAAAUCACAUACUGGAUUGAGCACCAGACUGUAUACCCUUCUCUUCUGUCUCUUCUCUUUUCUCUCACUCCCCCACAUCUGUGUCUGUCUUUCUCUCUCUCUCUCUCUCUCACCCUCACCUUUAUGCCUUAUAUAGAGAAUCUCUGUGUAAAUCCUGGCUCAUAAUCAGUCUCCUUCUUAUCAGUUUUAGUGUGGAGAAAGAGGCCGGUUUAAAUAGACUUUAAAGAGUCUAGGAAUAGAAAAGCAAUAGUCACCAAGCUAGGUGACCUGAAAGCUUUAAUUUUCAUGACCUGGAUAUGUGGUCUAUUUUAUAUCUUUUUCUGAAAUGUUUUGUAUUCACUUAGGUUAAAUCAAUCAGCAGAUAUUGGGUCCGGUAUACCAGGUGUUUUGGGGGUAAGCUAAUAAGUAUAACUCAUGUUUGCAGCCUUCGAAGAUGUAACAAUCUCGUUGGAAACAUAAGACAUACAUCACAUUAUACACAAAAGUGUAUGAUAUGUACAACUGAGUGGUACAGAUAUGACAUGGAAGAUCUGGGGGAGGAAGUUCAAGGAAGGCACCACACCAGAAAUGGGACCUAAAUUAAGGCUUAAAGAAUGAGCAUGGCCACACUGUCAAUGAGUGUUCUUUAGGUGGUAGGACUAUGGUUGAUAGUUUUCUUCUUCCUAUCUUCCUGCCUUUUUCAGAUUUUCAGUAUUAAACUUGUUAUUCUUACAUUGGAAAAAAUAAAUUGUUUUUAAAAAGAUCAAGUAGGCUUGGAUUUGAAUAUCAAAUGAGAGAUUAUGUGAAAAUAUAAGGUAAUGUUAUAUUUCUAAUUUAUAUUAAAUUUAGCAUUACCUCUGGAAGAAGAAAAGCAUAAACAAAGGCGUGGAAAAAUUUGGAAUGUGAAAAAUGUGUUUGAUAGAAGUGGUGGGUUAAUGUAAAGGGAACUAAGGUUACAUCAUGAUCUGUUCACCUGCUUUGGUAUUUGCAUUUUAAUAAGGGAUUCUUGAAAAACAAACCUAUAAGGCUCAAAUUAAAAAAUAUAUUUAUCAUCAAAUUAAUGGGAUUUCGGGUUGUUAGGGAAGUAUUUUAGAGUGGAAUCUAUCUGGUGUCCCCCAGAAUAUACCUACUCACUCUUCAGGCUAGUGCUGAGUGAGGGGUAAACCUCAUACUAUCAGAAAUAGUAAAACUUAUUCUCUUGUAAAAGGA